GGGUUCAAGCGGCGGCUCGGCGUUCUUCCGGAACCCCUUGUGGAAAGGAGAGUCCCAGGGACGCAGUAUCAUUCUCCCUAACCUGCUGUAGCUAUAAAAAGAGCAUGGCCUGCGGCAAACAAACAAAACGAGUGGAAUCAAAACAAAAGCGAAGAACAUCAAGAAGAUGGAAUCAAGCACUUUCUCCUCAUCCUACCUGGCAGCUCUGCUCCUCUCUCUCCUGGCAGUACUAGCCUUCAGUGCAAACGGAUGCAUUGAGGACCAUCCAGAGACAGUGAGAGUCACUGCAGGAGAGUGGGCUAACUUCUCCUGCACCAUAAACUGCUCCAAGACGUCUCUUCGUUGGCGUCUGGUCUCCCCAGUGAUGGAGGAGAUCAACGAGCGUUUCUACCCAGCCAGGAGACUGGCAAAGGAGUGGGGGAAGAAGGAAAUCACCAUACAGAGUGUCACCGAACCAAGUGACUCCAAAGACUAUGAAUCGGUUACGGUUCGGAUCCUGGCCUCGAGUCGAAUGAAUGGAGCUGUCAUUCAGUGUGGAGCCAUUUCAUUCAGGGGCAACGUCAGCGAUCUCUACAGUCGGUUCGCAGUGCUGCAGGUGGAGCCAGGACCCCAGGCCAGGGAAGAGCACACGACACAAGAGAGCACUGGAAGAGAAGAGACCACAAGAACGACUACCGUCCCUCCCACCACACCUCAUUAACAAACUGCUGAAUAUUAGCUAAUCACUUCCCGCUGUGUUCUGUGUUUCUGUAUUAUAAUUUCAUUUUCAAGCACGUGAUACGCCGUAAUAAACUACGCAAGCGAAGGCUGCGCUCAUCACACUGCAGCUCGGCCGGUAGAGUGUAAGUAUGGGAAGCAGCGUCGGUAUUACGCUGCUGUUCGCCUUAGCGGCGAUUCUUGUAACGCUCCCUACGUUUCGAGCUGAGAUGAUUAGUCAGUGCGUUACGGACGGCACUGAACUCAGUUUUCUCUGUCCAAUUGAUGACGAGGUUGAUUGGUAUUUCUAUCAUAUGGAGGACUAUGACAGUGACAGCAAUGAGGCUACUGCUACCUUUAGAUUGAUGUCCAGUGGAAAUUCACAGGGAUAUUAUGAACCUUAGGAGGUUUCAUGCUUAUUUGAAGAUGAAGAACCUCACCAUGCGAUCAUUAUAGUGACAGGUGUUCAAGACCCAGUCCUGCCAUUCCAGCUCUUCCUUGAGAAGGGAAAAGGGGAAAACUUCACUAUAUCUUGGAACAAUCCUCCCACAACCUUCACUAGCAUCGAUAACAUUAAUUAUGAGUAUAGCAUCAGAGUGAAUGUAACAGAUGGGCCUCAGACAACUUAUACUUACCAAUCGGAGGCUCACGAUGAAGGGGCAAGAUAUGAAGGUAUAGAUUUGACUGGAUCAGGAGUGUAAAGAAGUGGAAAUUGCUGUAUCUCUGCCCGGGAACUGCAAGGAGAAGACAGUAACUGGAGCUCUUUUGAUCACUCCAGAGCAGUUCCAGGAGAAUGCCGCAAGUGAUGAUCUCUUUUCUACCGACAGACAGUGGAAAAGUGUAGUCAUCUCAUUUACACCCCCAGUGAUGUGUCCUCAGCAAGAGGCCAGCUACAUUCUCAGUUUCGAUGAUGGAGAGGAGGAGGAGUGGUCACGUGAUCCAGUGGAGAUAGAGUCCAGUGGAGCCUCAGUGGAGGUCAUUCUGGACACGGACAAAGAGCCCUGUCUCAAGAGAGAGAGAAACUAUACUCUCAGAGUCACUCUUGUCACUGAGUAUGCCAACGUGUCGUCUCAAACCGAUUUCAGUACAUAGUCUCAGAGAAAUUCUCCAGGGGCAAUAACUAAUCUGAGGGUUGUUGGCUACAACGAGAGUAGAGUGAACCUGGCAUGGAAUAAUCCUGCAGCUGACUACCAUAUCCCUGUCUUUAUAUACUCUGUAACUGUUUCACCUCCCAACUCCAAGAUAACUACAGAGCCCUUUCUCCAAGAGGAGGACCCUUUCAUUUCUAUUGAUUUGAAAGGGUUACGAAUGCGAGACAAUUCAGAUUACAGUAGCACUCUAUGGAGGAGAAGACAAAGAGGGUCAAUUAGUAAAUGCCACACUUCUAUCAUAUAACACGUCUUCCAGGAGAGGGGUGCAUGUAGAAACCUCUCUUUAUGAUGACGGAACUGUUCGAGAGGCAGAAAUAACUUUCACUCCUCCCAGACUGUGAAUCCCAGAGAGCCAGCUACAUGUUGGUCAUCUCCGGAGGCAAUAAGACGUGGUCCACCAGCCCAGAGCCAGUGGUCAUCUCAGACUCCCGCGUGCCAGUCAAGAUAGAGCUGGAGACUGGAUUCUCUCUCAACACUUUCUACACUGCCAAUGUCACCGUCUUCAUGAACACUACAAACAUCUCCUCCAGCAACAACUUCAGCUUCAAUUCGCCAACGGUAAAUGGAUUCAAAUCCGUGAGGGUGUGUCAUCAUCACUGGUGGGUGGAGCACUGGGCGGAGUCGUAUGUCUGCUGGUGGCAGUACUGCUCUGUGGGUUUGGGACUGGGAUGGUAGUUGUUUACCAGCUCAGAAGGAGGAAAGAGAAGAAGCAAAGAGAAAUUCUGAGCAAAGUGUAUGGUGCACAACCCCAUAUACGGAGGCAGUGGAGACAUUUUAUGAGGAGCUCCCCGAGGACACGCCCCCUCCUCUCAACCUCAAUGGAGCCAGUGCAGUACCAGCCACCUCCCUGCCUCCCUCAUAGCACCUAGACCAAAAGGUCCCAAUUUUCCUCCCAUUCAGGUUUGCCUGGCAGAGAGCGAGAAAGAAGCGAUGAGGCACAGUGGGGGGAGACUGGGGGAGCUCCGGAUGCCAGGUCCCUGGCCUCCAGCUGCCCUGGGGAGGAUACUGAGGACUGCUAUACAGUCAUGAGCCCUGCCGGGACUCUGACAGUCCUUCCUCGCAACCACCGACACAGUGCGGGGAGCCUCACAGCCGGCUGGCCCAUGGCAGGGACUCUGUGAACCCAACUCAUCAUUUUUAAACUCAGCAUCAUAAACAAUUACAAGAACAGUAUAUAUAUACGGUGUUGAUUGUAUUAUUAGCCAGACGUGUGUGUAGCAUGUAGCUGUGUGCAAAAACCUGAGAUGAUUGUAUGUUUUUCCUGCAUUGUAUUU
Molecule: messenger RNA, 3121 nt
Organism: Geodia barretti
Lineage: Eukaryota; Metazoa; Porifera; Demospongiae; Tetractinellida; Geodiidae
Source: the annotation of a GenBank genome assembly